UCUGGUUUCAUUGAGUGCUGGCAGAGAGGAAAAUCUCUCUCUCAAAGUCUGGUGUACGCACGUGACCACAAGAUUAUGUGCGACGUCAGAUUCGAAGUUGGUGAACACAAGAAGUCCAUCGAGGCUCACAAACUGAUUCUGUGUUCACGUAGCCGCGUCUUUGAGGCGAUGUUGACUGGACCCAUGGCGGAGCAGGGCAGCAUUGUGAUCCCGGAAGUAGAUCCUGAUAUCUUUGAGACAUUUUUGACGUUCCUGUACACUGAUGACGUCAUCACGGAUGGUAGCAAUGUGAUUGGCUUGUUAUAUGUAUCGAAGAAGUAUGACGUCAGCACUUUAGAAGAAAAAUGUCUGACAUAUUUAGAGACAUCGAUGACGUCAAAGAAUGCGUGUUUUAUCUUGGAACAGGCUCAUAUCUACGAUGAAGAAGACCUCAAAGAAAAAGCUCUGAGCUGUAUUAGAAACAACGGGAACGCCUCUUUGAUGUCACGUGAUGUUGUUCACCUGUGUCGGGGCUGUUUGAGUGACGUCAUACAGUCAGACCAGCUGAUAGCCACCGAGGAGACGGUGUUUGAAUCUGUUCUAUCUUGGAGUGAGAGCGCGUGCAGGAGUCAGGGAAGGGAGGUAAUUCCUCAAAACAGACGAGACGCUCUUGGGGAUGCCAUGCUGCACGUGCGGUAUCCAUUGCUGUCUCAGAAAUAUUUUGUUAACAAAGUUUCGCCGACAGAACUCUUGACUGAGUCUGAAGAGAAUAAGAUAAUGAAGUAUUUGAUGUGUCCAGACAAAGAUGUGUCACCUUUCAACUCAAAACAGAGGAACAAGUCGGCCACUGCAUGCAGCGGAAAAGAAAGGAUUAUAACACGUUUAGAUAGAUAUUGGGGUCGUUGGUCGGGUUGGAGGUGCUCAGGGGCCUACGAUAAUGGAAUCAUGUUUUGCACUAAUACAUAUCCAUCACUUACAGGAUUCCAGUUAUACGGUGCGAAAGACCACACGUCACAGACAUAUGAUAUCAAAGCGUUCGUAACUAAAACCUCGACAGAUGAAUUGGUGGAAGGAUCACAGACAUCACAAACUGUUGUAGCUGACACUGAGACGUAUGACGUGUACUUUGCACGUGCUCUACAGCUGGUCAAAGAUGAGAAAUACAAUUUGAUUGUAAACAUCACAGGACCAAACACACACAAAGGCGAGUCUGGCAGAUCCAGAGUAGAUGACGGCGACUUCAGUUGUUCUUUCUUUGAUUACCAGAUAUCAAGACACAGCAAUAAGAGAUCUUAUGGCACCGGUGUUAACGUCGGACAGAUUCCUGGCUUACUGUUUCUAGUUUAAGACGACACAUUAGAGAUUUAUAUUCAUAACUGUCAUAGUUACUGUCUGGGAUGUCGCUACUGAUGUUGAUGCAGAACAAAUCCCGAGCUUGCUAUUUCUAGUUUCAGACGACACUUUAGAGAUUUAUAUUCAUAACUGUCAUAGUUACUGUCUGUUACUGUCUGGGAUGUCGCUACUGAUGUUGACGCAGAACAGAUCCCGUGCUUGCUAUUUCUAGUUUAAGACGACACCUUAGAGAUUUAUAUUCAUAACAGUCAUAGUUACUGUCUGGGAUGUCGCUACUGAUGUUGACGCAGAACAGAUCCCGUGCUUGCUAUGUCUAGUUUAAGACGACACCUUAGAGAUUUAUAUUCAUAACAGUCAUAGUUACUGUUUGGGAUGUCGCUACUGAUGUUGACGCAUAACAGAUCCCGUGCUUGCUGUUUCUAGUGUUAGACAUUUGAAAUUCCUGUUUUAUAAUUGUUUUAAUCUUCUGUCAGUGAAGAAGUCGGAACACUGAACUGCUCACCUUCGUGUGUGCUAUUUAAUUAACAGUCAAACGAAACGAUUAUACAGUACAUUUAUGUUGCAGAAUAUUGAAAAAAAGGCUGUGGCGUACGGUUUAAAACGAACCAGAUACUUUGCUUUACAAGGCGCGCGCGUGUGAGUUUGUGCAUGCAUGUGUGUGCGUGCGUGCAUGCGUGUGUGUGCAUGUAUGUAUGUGUGGAUUUGCCUAUCCAUGUGUGUGUCUGUGUGUGUCCGUGUGUUGUGUGUGUGUGUGUGUGUGUGUGUGUGUGUGUGUGUGUGUGACACAAAUCAUUUUUGCUUUAGUAUAAUCAUAAAAUGUAAUAAAUCACGUGUAAUCACAAUUCAAUAAAAAUAAAAAGCAUCUGUUGCAUAAAACAGAAUAUGUAUUUUUACCAUUUAAAACUCGUGCAAAAAUUACCUACUUGUUCAAUAAUAAACGAUUUAUGUAUGUAACAGUAAGACACGAGUGUAACAACAGACAGAUUCCUGGCUUACUGUUUCUACUUUAA
Messenger RNA from Gigantopelta aegis, 2342 nucleotides. Its product is annotated as BTB/POZ domain-containing protein 6-like. The record is from RefSeq and is a predicted model, not a curated record. Gene Ontology annotation, cellular component: cytosol. NCBI's taxonomy places the organism in Eukaryota, Metazoa, Mollusca, Gastropoda, Neomphalida, Peltospiridae. The coding region runs from base 76 to 1326 and encodes 416 amino acids. Gene Ontology annotation, biological process: neurogenesis. Gene Ontology annotation, molecular function: protein binding. The transcript is spliced from 2 exons.